Ochotona princeps (American pika) is the source of this 1684-nucleotide messenger RNA. RefSeq names its product RNA polymerase III subunit D (gene POLR3D). Lineage: Eukaryota; Metazoa; Chordata; Mammalia; Lagomorpha; Ochotonidae. Gene Ontology annotation, biological process: transcription by RNA polymerase III. Gene Ontology annotation, molecular function: DNA binding. Bases 147 to 1343 code for a protein of 398 amino acids. Gene Ontology annotation, cellular component: RNA polymerase III complex. The record is from RefSeq and is a predicted model, not a curated record. The transcript has 9 exons.
CGUCACUUCCGCCCCACGCCAAGAUGGCGUCGCACGGGCCUUGCCACGCAGACUUCCGCCCGGCGCGGAGAGCGAGGGUCGGCGGCGAGUGGAGGCGGCGGUGAAGCGCGUUGGGCACGCGGGUGUGGAGCCGCAGUAGGGGCGACAUGUCGGAAGGAAACGCCGCGGGCGAGCGCAGCGCUCCGGGAGGACCCCGACCCCUCCUCUCCGGGGCCCGGGGGCUAAUCGGGCGGCGGCCAGCGCCCCCUCCCACGCCGGGCCGUCUGCCCUCCAUCCGCUCCCGGGACUUGACUCUCGGGGGAGUCAAGAAGAAAACUUUCACUCCCAAUAUCAUCGGUCGGAAGAUCAAGGAGGAGCCCAAGGAGGAAGUGACUGUCAAGAAGGAGAAGCGCGAGAGAGACAGAGACCGACAGCGGGAGUGGCAUGGCCGGGGCCGCGGCCGCCCGGAAGUGAUCCAGUCCCACUCCAUCUUCGAGCAGGGGCCUGCUGAGAUGAUGAAGAAGAAAGGGAACUGGGAUAAGACAGUGGACAUGUCAGACCUGGGCCCCUCUCACAUCAUCAACAUCAAGAAGGAGAAGAGGGAGACGGACGAGGAGACCAAGCAGAUCCUGCGCAUGCUGGAGAAGGAUGACUUCAUCGAUGACCCCGGCCUGCGCAAUGACACUCGGAACAUGCCAGUGCAGCUGCCACUGGCACACUCGGGCUGGCUUUUUAAGGAGGAGAAUGAAGAGCCAGAUGUGAAGCCCUGGCUGGCUGGCCCCAAGGAGGAGGACAUGGAGGUGGAUGUGCCAGCUGUGAAAGUGAAAGAGGAGCCCCGAGAUGAGGAGGAGGAGCCUAAGGCCAAGGUCCCUCUGCGAGCAGCCCGCAAGAGCCCGGGCCUGCCCAAGGACGUGUCUGUGGCGGAGCUGCUGAGGGAGCUGAGCCUCACCAAGGAGGAGGAGCUGCUCUUCCUGCAGCUGCCAGACACCCUCCCCGGCCAGCCGCCCACCCAGGACAUCAAGCCCGUCAAGACAGAGGUGCAGGGAGAGGACGGGCAGAUGGUGCUCAUCAAACAGGAGAAGGACCGGGAAGCCAGGCUGGCAGAGAACGCUUGUACCCUGGCUGACCUCACGGAGGGUCAGGUGGGCAAGCUGCUCAUCCGCAAGUCGGGCAAGGUGCAGCUGCUCCUGGGCAAGGUGACUCUGGACGUGACAAUGGGCACCGCCUGCUCCUUCCUCCAGGAGCUGGUGUCUGUGGGCCUUGGAGACAGUAGGACGGGGGACAUGACUGUCCUGGGACACGUGAAGCACAAACUUGUGUGUUCCCCCGAUUUUGAGUCCCUCUUGGAGCACAGACACCGCUAGGCUGAGCAGAUGGAGGAAGAAUGGACUGCCCACGGCUGUUGCCUGCUGCAGACACCGUGUUCUGGAGGCUGUGACCCAGAAGGGGGCUGUGUGUGCACCCACUCCAGCCUUGAGCAGCCAGCCUCCCGGUUCUCCCCACAGGUGCCCCACGUGGCUCCCUCCCACAUCAGGCAGCAGUGGCGUGGCGACCUUUCCACCACGUGGACGUGGCAAGUCCUUGCUGCUGGGGGCCUCGCCCUCACUAUUUAUUUUUCUAUUUAAAAUCUGCAGCCAAGGGCAUCCUCUCAGUGGAUGGUUGGCAGGGAAAGGACAGGCUCCACUUGGCACCGCAGGGCCACUGA